Pseudo-nitzschia multistriata is the source of this 1560-nucleotide messenger RNA. Lineage: Eukaryota; Bacillariophyta; Bacillariophyceae; Bacillariales; Bacillariaceae. The record is from the annotation of a GenBank genome assembly.
CUCCAUCAAAAGGAGUGGCAAUCGAAGCUCCUCCAGCACAUUUCGAAAGCAAGAGCACCAAGACUUAUCGCAAUGGGGAUCGACUGUGGGCUUCGAAGAAUGUACAAUAGCCUGUCGCCUUGCCGACUGGUGCUCUCACUUGCGGUACAACUCAUUGUUGUCACCUUCGUGAUCUCCGAAGUUGCCUCCCUGUCUUACAACAGCUUUGGUUCGGUUCUGAAAGAUGAUUUAUUGUCUGCGCCAGUGAGCCAAAACCAAGAUCCGAAUUCUUCGAAGAAAGGUUACUGGUGCGAUUAUUGCAGCGUUGGUUUCAACAAGCGCAAGAGUCUCAUCGAACACUUGAAYGGGAAACGCCACAAGGCGGUGGUUGCCGAUGGGGAUGCCGUCUGGGAGGACUACGUCGAACUCGGAAAYCGCGGUGCUUCUCCAUCCGUCUUUUUCGACGAAUCCGUGACCAAAAUAGACGUGGCACGGGCGUGGUCCCUGGACAAGUUCAUGGAAGGCCUGCGGGCCAGGAGCAGAAGUUCCAAGGCGAAAUUUGUGGCGAGCGGAAUGGUCGGGACGCCGGGCGCAUCGCCGUCUUCCUCGCACACCGGGAACAACUUCCAGGGCGGCGCGGGCAACCAGAUCGAUCCGAGGCUGCGGCUGCACGACCUUCCCCCCUCGAAACGCGCGGCCUUGUUCCGGUACCUCCACGCUUCGUCGAGCGGGAUCCCAGGGUUGAUCGACAUGGUCUCGGCGUUGCCUCCCAAGUAYGUCCGCGUCAAGGAAUUGCUGGAAUCCGUCGAGGUCUAUUUCCAGGUCGUCGACGCGWUACUGAAGCGAAGCACGGAACAGGGCCAGAAGCCGAAGCGAUUGACCCGCGUCUACGACAUUGGGUGUGGGCACGGCCUGGUUGGAAUGCUCAUCGCCGCGAGCUACCCUUCCAUCGAGGUGCGGUCGAUCGAUCUGGUGCCGAGGGAAUCUUUUUUGGCGCAGCGCGAUGCCUUUGCAUCGACCGGAACGUCCAUGGACAACCUGGUCUUUCGAACCGGGGACCUCUCCGCGAUUGCCGAGAUGGAAGACGAGCGGGUUGGCGGGGGGGAGAAGCACACGCUGGUCCUCUGUGUGCACGGCUGCAAGGAACUCACGCACGAAUCCAUCGAGCUGGCCAGGGACCGGGGGAUGGCCUGGCUGGCCCUCCCGUGCUGCCUCCGGGCGGGGGACCACCUGGAACACCCGGGUUGUCUCCGGCUCGGGUCCGACCACACCCGGUACGCGUUGCUGUGCGGCGCCCUGGCGGGGAGGUACCACCCCGAGACCGUAGCGGCGAUCGAUUCCCGGAUUACCGGCCGYGGGAUUGUCCUGGCUUCGUCGGGCGGAGGGGACUGAGGACCACCGGUUUGGAAAAAGACCGACAGCUCCACCCCCAGCCCCCAUUCUCGGUUGGAGGGGUGCGUGACAACGGCAAAUGGCAAUGACAAUGGCAAUGGCAAUGGCUGUUAAUGGCAUCCGACGGGAGUGUCGUAGCGGAGCAUUCCCGGUCAGGAAAGUUCUUCGUAAAAAACAACGGAAACUGAU